Arachis ipaensis is the source of this 1669-nucleotide messenger RNA. Its product is annotated as NAD(P)-binding Rossmann-fold superfamily protein. Gene Ontology annotation, cellular component: cytosol; cytoplasm. Gene Ontology annotation, biological process: protein ufmylation. Gene Ontology annotation, molecular function: UFM1 activating enzyme activity. The record is from RefSeq and is a predicted model, not a curated record. NCBI's taxonomy places the organism in Eukaryota, Viridiplantae, Streptophyta, Magnoliopsida, Fabales, Fabaceae.
AACAAAAACGGUGAGCGUGGUCGCGUUGAGUCAUUGGUCUUGCGAGUUACACCAACACUGCAGUUAACGGAGCUGCGGCACUGAGCGGUGCGUGGGGGUUCAGCUCAAGAUAUUUCAAUUCUGCGUUUGGGAUUCACAUUUCAAUCUCAAUUUGAAUUCAGAUCCGAAAUCCAGAAACAAGAAGAAGACGACAACGAGAAACAAUGGAGGUGGAGCUGAAACAGUUGAUGGCCGAUCUUCAAUCUCUCAACCAAUCCCUUCCAGAUCCAUCUCUCCAUGCUUCCCUCCUUAAAAUUCAAUCGCGUGUUGAGCAUCUUGCAACCCUUGCCAAGUCUGAACCUGUUCGGCGCUCCAAAGUUAAGGAUAUGAGUGCUGAGGUUGUAGACAGCAAUCCGUACAGUAGGCUUAUGGCACUUCAGAGAAUGGGUAUUGUGGAGAACUAUGAGAGGAUACGGGAAUUCUCCGUUGCCAUUGUUGGAAUAGGUGGGGUAGGAAGUGUUGCUGCUGAGAUGCUAACUAGAUGCGGUAUAGGUCGACUAUUGCUGUAUGAUUAUGACAAAGUAGAGCUUGCAAACAUGAAUAGGCUAUUCUUUCGUCCAGAUCAGGUUGGUAUGACAAAGACAGAUGCAGCCGUACAAACUCUUUCAGAUAUUAACCCUGAUGUUCUGCUUGAGAGCUAUACAUUGAAUAUCACAACAGUGGAGGGCUUUGAAACCUUCAUGUCAUCUUUGAAAAAUAAGUCAUUCUGCGCUUCCAAACAAGACAGUGGUGUGGAUCUUGUGUUAAGUUGUGUAGAUAAUUAUGAAGCAAGAAUGGCUGUAAACCAGGCUUGUAAUGAAUUGAGCCAGACCUGGUUGGAGUCAGGUGUUUCUGAGGAUGCUGUCUCUGGUCAUAUUCAGCUACUUAUUCCUGGUGAAACUGCAUGUUUUGCAUGUGCACCUCCUUUGGUUGUUGCAUCUGGAGUAGAUGAACGUACACUCAAGCGUGAAGGGGUUUGUGCUGCAUCUUUACCAACAACUAUGGGGGUUGUUGCCGGGCUUCUAGUGCAAAACACACUCAAAUUCUUGUUAGGUUUUGGUCAAGUCUCUCCAUAUUUGGGAUAUAAUUCUCUUAAGGACUUUUUCCCUACCAUGCAAAUGAAGCCGAAUCCUCAAUGUUCAAAUUUUGCAUGCUUAGAAAGACAGAAAGAGUACAUUCUUGCAAAGCCCGCAAGAGAUGCUGCAGCAAAAGCAAAGCUAGAAGCUGAAGCACCGUUCACCGAGGAGGGUCCGCUUCACAUUGACAAUGAAUGGAAUAUAAGUGUUGUUGAUGAUUGUGAACCAGAUGUUUCUAGUGCCAAAAAUUCAGAUAUAUUGCCUGAAGGUCUCACUCAUGAACUUCCUGUCGCGGAUGAUUUUCGGAACAUAGUGACUUCUGAAGCUCCAACCACUGACAACGAGGACCUUGAGGAACUCCGAAGGCAGCUUGAAGCUAUUAAUUCUAAGUAGUCAGUGUUUUCAUAGGGACUUAUUUUAAAGAAGGAAAAGAUUUUGUUUAUUUUUUCCUUACAGAAACAGAAAGCAGAAACCCCUUUGAGGGGGUAUAAUUGUUCAGGCAAGCAGUUUCAAGAUAAAAUUUGGUGUUCAUCCUUUUUGUUCUUUGAAAUUUAUAUGUUGGUAUCAUGUGGGAA